This is a messenger RNA of Penicillium verhagenii, 2337 nucleotides long. RefSeq names its product anaphase promoting complex subunit CDC16. Gene Ontology annotation, molecular function: protein binding. Gene Ontology annotation, biological process: cell division. The record is from RefSeq and is a predicted model, not a curated record. The transcript is spliced from 2 exons. NCBI's taxonomy places the organism in Eukaryota, Fungi, Ascomycota, Eurotiomycetes, Eurotiales, Aspergillaceae. The coding region runs from base 1 to 2337 and encodes 778 amino acids.
AUGGAACGGUACCUGCGAUCCUGGCGGCAGGACGCGUUUAAUCGUGGUCAACAUGAAUCUGCUAUCUAUAUUGGGGACAAGGUUCUUGCUCUCACAAACAGUGACUCGGAUGCCUUCUGGUUAGCUCAAGUCCAUUUCUCCAACAACAACUUCACCCGAGCGUUAGCCCUUCUCUCCCGCGGUGACCUUGUUUCUCGAAAUCCCGCCUGCCGUUACCUUGCAGCCCAUUGCUACAUCAAACAGAACCAAUUCGAACAAGCACUCAAUAUCCUAGGCGAACACAAUCCCACCGACUUGAUCCGUAAUAAAGACAGCAGCCGCCGAAAGAUUCCGCACCUUAAUGGGCAAAGUCAUGUCACAUUGCGCAAUGGGAAAACAUCAACAAGUCGAGGCGAGCGGGAGCGGGAGCGCGAGCGGGUGAAUGACCGAGAGAGAGACGAUGAUGAAAGCAACAUUCGAUUCGAAGCUUCCAUGUGCUACCUGAGAGGUCUCUGUUUUGCGAAACAGAAUGCAUUUGAUCGUGCCCGGAGCUGCUACCAGGAUGCGGUGCGAAUCGAUGUGCAGUGUUUUGAGGCAUUUGACCAGCUGAUGAAGAACUCACUCAUGUCGCCCACCGAAGAGCUUGAGUUUCUCGAGUCUCUAGAUUUCGACUCAGUCUCCUCACCAGACCCUUCUGUUGCCCAAGAAGCAGCGGAUUUCACCAAAAUGCUUUACACCACCCGUCUCUCCAAAUACUCAUCACCUACAAUUCUAUCAAAUGCUACCGAAACCCUUUCGACACACUACAAUCUCGCUCAAAACCCAGACAUCUUGUUGUCUCGCGCCGAGACCCUUUACACACAAUGUCGGUUCCCUGAAGCUUUGGAAUUGACAUCUUCCAUUCUCUCCAACGCUCAGUCGAAUGACCUAGCAAAUGUCAACAACAAUGGUAUUCCCCUAGGCCAUGCGCCCGCAGUUUAUCCCCUUCAUUUAGCUUGUCUGUACGAAACAGGUGCCACCAACGCGCUUUUCCUACUCUCACAUUUGCUAGCGGACCAUGCUCCGGAGGAACCUUACACAUACCUGGCUAUCGGAGUAUACUAUUUGGCGGUGUCAAAGAUUGCAGAGGCCCGGCGGUUCUUCUCCAAGGCGUCUUUACUUGAUCCCCACUCAGCUUCUGCCUGGAUUGGCUUUGCCCAUACCUUUGCUGCAGAGGGCGAGCAUGACCAAGCAAUUGCGGCCUACAGUACCGCUGCCCGACUAUUUCAAGGUAGCCACUUGCCACAGCUCUUCCUUGGCAUGCAGCAUUUGGCUCUGAACAACAUGUCCUUGGCCCAUGAGUACCUUGGUGCUGCUUUUGCCAUGUCGACAGGGUCUGUGCCAGGCAGUGCCCCUACUCCUGGCAAAUCGCCAUCAACGCCCCUCGGCGGCGAUCCUUUAGUCCUUAACGAGCUCGGCGUCGUCUACUACCACCAGAACAACCUUCCGCCCGCCGUUGAACUAUUCCGCCAGGCCCUGAAGUUGGCGGGUAUUCUCCACUGCGAACCGGGCGCCUGGGUUGCGACCCGUGCCAACUUGGGCCAUGCAUUGCGUCGUAUGGGUCACCUACGGGAGGCUCUGCGUGAGUUUGACGAGUGUCUCCGUGUAGGUGCCGGGGGCAGUAGCAUGGGAUAUUCCCCAUUCUUGGGUGGUGGUGCAGGUGGAUCUGCCGCUGUCGCAUCCGCUUCUGGGGUUGGGGGCUAUGAAGACCGAGGAUUGGUGGGAUCGCUUCACACCUCGAGAGGCCUGCUCCUCUUGGAACUCGGGCGCACCGGUGACGCUGUCACAGCCUUGCAUGAAGCCGUGCGCGUAUUAGGGGCCAGCGGAGGCGGGGACGCUGCCGGGGGCGCAGGUGUUGCGGGAACACUCCUGUCACGAGCGCUAGAAUUGUGGUCUCUGGAGGGUCGCGAGCAGGAUCGCCAAGGUCUAAGGGCGAUAGAAGAAGGGAUCCGAUUGUCAAAUUCUCAUUCUAGUAACAGUGGAAGCUCAUCAUUCCGCUCGCGCGAGACCCGUAGGGAACGCCCGACACAGCCAGAGCCACGGCGACGUGCUCGACCCGAGGCACCCCAGGAUGAAUGGACGGGCGAGGUCACACAUGUAGCGACACCCAGCGCCUCCGAAGCCGGGACCCUGGAGCAACAUGUCGAGAUGGACUUGGAUGAGGAGGCCGAUGGACUUUUGCGUCGUGCGCUGGGUCGGGUUCGGCAUGGGCGCCGGCGCGCGGCCAUACCCGCCACCCCGGCCACCCCGGACACUAACAUGCAGGAGACUCCGGCGCGUAGUCGGCAUCGAUCUCAUCGGAGUGAAUCCCGACAAUAA